This is a messenger RNA of Lactuca virosa, 450 nucleotides long. NCBI's taxonomy places the organism in Eukaryota, Viridiplantae, Streptophyta, Magnoliopsida, Asterales, Asteraceae. The record is from the annotation of a GenBank genome assembly.
AUGGGUGGGCAAACCUUCUUUUUGAAGAAAAACAAUGUCCGAAAAAAACUAGCCAUUCUCCUUCACAGCUCAGAACCAAACGUUUUCAUCACCACCCACCAACAACCAGAAAACUCCGAAAAUAAUUUUAAUCACCGCAGUAGCAACGCCUCAUUACCUAGCCCAGUCUUGUCUUCAUGUUCAUCACCAGUCUCCUUCAUGUCUCCAAUCAACCAUAUGCCAUCACCCUACUCUGAAUCUCCUUGGACACUUCCACAUGGCAGCAAUGGAGAAGAUGGUAUCAUCUACACUGGCUUGAUCGGGUCUUUGAUACGUGAAGAGGGUCAUAUAUAUUCGUUAGCAUCGUCCGGGGAUUUGUUGUACACAGUUCACAAGUCGAUUGAGUGGAGGAUAAAAUGGUCAAUUCGGAAAUUGCUUCAUCAGUUCACAAGUGGAUUGAGUGGAGGAUAA